CACACUGAGAGGAGGUAUAUUUACAUGGCUAUGAUUGGACAUUUAUUUUGCUCUGUAGUUAAUAAAACAUAAUAAUAUGCAGUUAUACAUGUUAGUCUUAAGACUGAGAACAUGCAGCAGCUGUGUCAUUUGAGUAGAAACGCACUUUUUAAAGUUUUAUUGGAGACGUGCGUCAGGGGAGCGAUGACCCGUGUGUGAGGAAGAGCCUGCAUGUUACAGAGCAUUUUUGGGUUUUUUUUUUAUUGAUUCGUACACAUGCCACCACCAUGCCAUGUUCAUUAAAGGAGCAACCAGGAGCUGUUUGUGUAUUGGGUCCUUCCUUCAGUCAUCACCGUCAAAGAACACAACGCAGAUCACACGAAAGUAACGGAUUUGCCUUCAGGCGCACCCGUUACAGUAGCCUACGGAGAGGAAGUAGUAACCGACUGACCCACCCCGUGACUCACAUGAGAUCACACAAUAGACAGCAGCUUUGCAUCAUACACCCUGACCUGAAGGGCUCAUACAGAAACAUACCGCGGCGAGCAGAGCAGUAGCCAGUGCGUCAUGGAGAGCAGAGCGCAGAGUUCACCUGUGUCCACCUGGACUGACUGUUUUAGAAUGAAGCGGAUCCGCAUGCUCGUCCCUGUCGGGUUCAAGACAGAAAUAAAAGAGAUAUCUAAGCUGGCCGGACCGGUGUUUAUUUCCCAGUUCAUGAGUUUUGCAGUGGGUUUUGUCAGUACUGUUUUCUGUGGCCACCUGGGGCGGACAGAGCUGGCAGGAGUGUCUUUGGCCAUAGCAGUUAUUAAUGUUACAGGUAUUUCUAUUGGGAUUGGUUUGUCGGCAGCAUGUGAUACUCUGAUUUCUCAGACCUUUGGGAGCCGUAACCUCCUGAGAGUCGGGGUCAUUCUGCAGCGGGCGAUCCUCAUUUUGAUACUGGCGUGUUUCCCCUGCUGGGCGAUCCUCAUUAACACAGAACCCAUUCUGCUGGCUGUCAAACAGGAACCAGAGGUGGCCAGAUUGGCUCAGCUGUAUGUGAAGAUCUUUAUGCCAGCACUUCCUGCUACUUUCAUGUAUGCAUUGCUAGUAAGAUACCUGCAAAACCAGGGCAUCAUAUGGCCACAGGUGAUCACAGGCAUUGUGGUCAAUCUUAUUAACGCUCUCACCAACUACAUCUUUCUCCACCCAUUAAAUCUGGGAGUACCAGGGUCUGCUGUCGCCAACACCCUUUCCCAGUUCUGCAUGGCUGCAAUUCUCUAUUCUUACAUCAUUUGGAAAGGUCUUCACAAGGCCACCUGGGGAGGUUGGUCUAAAGAGUGCCUGCAGGACUGGGGCUCAUACAUCCACUUGGCCAUCCCCAGCAUGGUCAUGCUGUGUGUUGAAUGGUGGACGUAUGAGAUUGGAGGUUUUCUGGCAGGUUUAAUAAAUGAGGUGGAACUUGGAGCUCAAUCAGUUGUGUUCCAACUGUCAAAUAUUGCAUACAUGUUCCCUUUAGGUUUCAGUAUCGCAGGCAAUGUAAGAGUUGGAAAUGCGUUGGGAGCCGGAGACACAGAUCAGGCCAAGCUGUCUGCUAAACUGACAAUGUUCUGUGCAGUGUCAGUCUCUGUAUGUCUGGCGGUUUUCAUCGGGAGCCUGAAGGACCAUAUCUCUUACGUCUUUACAUAUGACGAACAAAUCAGGGAAAGGGUUGCUGAAGUUAUCGCUUUUUAUGCUCCAUUCCUCUUACUAGAUGCAACAUCAGCUGCCUCGGGAGGCAUCAUAAGAGGAGCAGGUAAACAGAAAGUCGGAGCUGUUUGCAACAUUUUGGGAUUUUAUGGAGUUGGGUUUCCUAUUGGAGUGCCACUGAUGUUUGCAACCAAAUUAGGAAUCAAGGGUCUGUGGACAGGCCUGUGUGUCUGUGUGUUUCUGCAGUGCUUGUUUCUGAUCAUAUACCUGGUAAGAUUGAACUGGAAAAAAGUUACAGUCGAGGCUCAAAUCAGAGCAGGACUGUGUGGGAGCGGCGCAGACGCAAGUCUCCAGCCAGACGAUUCAGGGGACUCCCGGGGCCAAACAGACACCGUGGAGCUGGCUGAAAGUGAGGCGGGGCUCGCAGUGAUGACAGCGGAGGAGGGGCUCUCUCACAGGAGCCUGGUCCUGCGUCGGGCCCUGGCUCUGGCUUUCAUGCUAUUGAUCCUGGCUGCUGGAAUCAUUGUGAACGUGCUGAUCACGAACUUGGUCACAUGAACAUGAGAAAACGUCGAUUGAAUUCAGUGAAGUGACUCCUCAGCCACCAGUGCGCAGUGUGAUGCAGAUGUUUGCAUUGCAGGGUGUUUAAGCAGGAUGUGCAGAGGAAGGAGGCAAGUGCAGAGGAGCAGAAAGUAGAAAGUGAAAUGAUCUGUGAUCAGUGAAUUAAUCUCUCAAGGCAAAAUGUUUCCAUUCUGUCAAAAGAUUUCCCAGUGAAUCUGUCAGUGAUCAGCUCACAGCCAUAUUCUGUCAAAGAGAAGAAGUCAAACUAAUGAGAGUUUGACAACAUUUGUAUUAAAUACAUUAA
Chelmon rostratus (copperband butterflyfish) is the source of this 2509-nucleotide messenger RNA. RefSeq names its product solute carrier family 47 member 3 (gene slc47a3). The record is from RefSeq and is a predicted model, not a curated record. Bases 547 to 2202 code for a protein of 551 amino acids. Gene Ontology annotation, cellular component: membrane. Lineage: Eukaryota; Metazoa; Chordata; Actinopteri; Chaetodontiformes; Chaetodontidae. The transcript has 17 exons. Gene Ontology annotation, biological process: xenobiotic detoxification by transmembrane export across the plasma membrane. Gene Ontology annotation, molecular function: xenobiotic transmembrane transporter activity; antiporter activity.